Erythranthe guttata (spotted monkey flower) is the source of this 1102-nucleotide messenger RNA. RefSeq names its product RGS1-HXK1-interacting protein 1. Lineage: Eukaryota; Viridiplantae; Streptophyta; Magnoliopsida; Lamiales; Phrymaceae. The record is from RefSeq and is a predicted model, not a curated record.
ACCAGCGUCAAUCGACGGUCGGGAUAUCCCUGGACGGAUUACGCGCUGGAGCAAGCGCAGAUUGCACAGAAGACCAUCGAAAUCACCGUAGAGAACGCAAUCGAAGCCACAAGAUCGCGAGUUGAUCGUCUUCUCACCACUUCGUCUGCGCAUCUCAACCAAACAAUUGAUUCUUUGCAAGAGUUAAAGUCUGAGUGCAGUACAUAUGAGGAUAUUGUUUUUGGAAAGAUGAAAGAGGGUUUUCUUCUUGCCUCUUCGCGCCCAUUCGUUGCAACUGGAGUUGUUCUUGGUGUGGGAGUUCUCAGCCUAAAAAGAACGAGACAAUUCCUAUCCCACAGCACAAUGCGCCUCUUUCUUAGUGAAGAGAUAAUGCUUUCUAGAACUAAUGCAAAAGUCAAGGAGUUGCGGCAGUCAAUCGAUCUUUUGAAGGUUGAAAGUGAAAAGUUGGAGAAAAGGGCAUUGCAAGCUGAAGAAAACUUGGUGCGAGGGAGGACAAAACUCAAGCAAGCAGGAAAACAGAUUCACGGUGUGAUAAACUCUGCUUACAAGAUAGAAAGCCAAGCAAGAGGCUUACAGGAUGUUCUUACGGAGCUUCCCAGUAGAGAAGCAUCCAGAUUUCGAACACAAGUUAAGAGCGUUGCUAAGGAGGCGAAGAAAGAAAGAAAUGCUCUAUCCAAGGAAGUUACAAAGAUCAGUAAUUACGGUAUAUCGGUCUGAAUCUCACCUUUUUGUCUCUCUUUCAAUGGAUAUUAUUAAACCUUUUUGUUAUUUGUUGUUGAGUUUCUUACAUGCUUAAGCCGGUAGUUUUUUGGUAUCGAAUAAAAAGAUUACAUCAAGUACAUACAUGGCAUCUCUCCUCUUCUUUAAUGAGUUAUUAUUUCAAGUGUCGUUGUGUGAAGUUUAAAGUAACUAGGGCAAUUCCGUUUCGGUUCUUUCGCGUAUCUGUGCCCGUUUUCUUUUAGUCUGUCGCUUAUAAGAACGUUUUUUUUUGUGAUAAAUAUUGACAUGGUUGGUUGUCGAAAUUACUUUAUUGUCUUGGACAUUUGGCUUAAAGGUAAACCGUAUUAUGUAGAAAUUUUUAAAACAAUAUUUUCGCGUUUGA